This is a messenger RNA of Mus musculus (house mouse), 2576 nucleotides long. RefSeq names its product O-sialoglycoprotein endopeptidase-like 1 (gene Osgepl1). Gene Ontology annotation, molecular function: acyltransferase activity, transferring groups other than amino-acyl groups; tRNA N(6)-L-threonylcarbamoyladenine synthase activity. Gene Ontology annotation, cellular component: mitochondrion. Gene Ontology annotation, biological process: tRNA threonylcarbamoyladenosine modification. The record is from RefSeq and is a predicted model, not a curated record. The transcript is spliced from 8 exons. Lineage: Eukaryota; Metazoa; Chordata; Mammalia; Rodentia; Muridae. The coding region runs from base 1408 to 2211 and encodes 267 amino acids.
UAAGUCUGUGAGAAGAGUUACCUGGUGGUGGUGGUGGUGGUUUUUUAACUCAUCAAAGCAAAGAUCCAAGCCCUUCCCAGCCUUGCAUUGUAAAGCCUUUGCUUGCUACAGUUUUAAAGUUUAGGUAGAGAGGAAAGAUUUGGAAUACAUCCAUUUGAUUGUACUAACAGGUUCACAAACCAGACCAACAAAAACAAAGCAAGAUGCAAUAAUUAGUACAUGCUAUACAGAAAGUUGAAAGCUGACCUAGUAAUCCGGGGCUAUAGAAUGCCAUGGGUGCUUCACUUGGGAUGAUAAAUGCAGCAGUUGUUUAAACUGUACAACCAAAUACACUUCACUGAGAAUCAAGUGCUGUUUUUGCGGGUGUUCUGACUUCUGAUGAAAAUACUUUCCCCAUGAAAAUGGAAGGUUUCUCAGGCCACUACCUUUUAAGUCUGGUGACAGCUUUCCUAAAAUAGAAUGACAGUAAAUCCUACCCUUUUUCUCUUGGUGGCAGCAAAGUUCUAACGGAGGGCAGAACCCUUUCCUUAAAUGCGGCAUAGUGUGGGCACAGUGAGAUCUACUGAAUCUGGACACCUUUUCAUGAGUCGCUAUCAGCGUGACUUAGUAAAAGACCUGGUAUUCACAAACCUGGCAGGAACGCCUGGGGCUAUAAGAAGUUAUUAAGCAUUUCUUUACUAAGACAAGAGAAGGACCGCCGGCCCAAGGGCGGUGACGUCACUUCCGGGCGCCUGCGUAGUGCGGGCGCCCGCAGUUUCCUAAGGGGAAUGGAGACUGCUCCCGCGCACGUCUUUCCUGUCCCAAGCUUUUGCUCACCACCAACAGAGACUCCGUUGCUUUCCAGCAACAGAUUCCAGCUGUGUUGUCCAAAACUAAUUCUUCUGGAGAGGCUGUGGGAGCUCACGACUGAAAUCUGCGCGUAGUUUACUCUCAGCCCAGUCACUGCAGGAAGUAUUUGUAGAGUAACAAAUAUGCUAAUGUUAAGAAGGACAGCAGGAGCUAUUCCCAAGCCCCCAAAGAGUAAAGUUUAUGGAUUUUUAAGAAGAUUUAGUGUUCAUCCCAGAACUCUCUCUUGUCAUAAACUGGUCCUGGGAAUUGAAACCAGCUGUGAUGACACAGGAGCGGCUGUGGUGGAUGAAACUGGGAAUGUGCUGGGGGAAGCACUGCACUCCCAAACUCAGGUUCAUCUGAAGUGGGAUUGUUCCUCCAGUAGCUCAACAACUUCACAGAGAAAAUAUUCAACGAAUAGUAGAAGAAACUCUUUCUGCCUGUAGAAUCACCCCAAGCGAUCUCUCAGCAAUUGCAACUACCAUCAAACCGGGACUGGCCCUAAGCUUGGGAGUUGGCUUAUCCUUUAGCUUACAGCUAGUAAAUCAGUUUAAAAAGCCAUUCAUCCCGAUUCAUCACAUGGAGGCUCACGCACUGACUAUUAGGCUCACCAAUAAAGUAGAAUUUCCUUUUUUAGUUCUUUUGAUUUCUGGCGGUCACUGCCUGUUGGCAUUAGUCCAAGGUGUUUCCGAUUUCCUGCUCCUUGGGAAGUCUUUGGACAUAGCACCAGGCGACAUGCUUGACAAGGUGGCAAGAAGACUUUCUUUAAUCAAACAUCCAGAAUGUUCUACAAUGAGUGGUGGAAAAGCUAUAGAACAGUUGGCCAAAGACGGAAAUAGAUUCCAUUUUACUAUCAAUCCACCUAUGCAGAAUGCUAAGAAUUGCGAUUUUUCUUUCACGGGACUUCAACAUAUUACUGAUAAGCUAAUAACACACAAGGAAAAAGAAGAAGGCAUUGAGAAGGGGCAAAUCCUGUCAUCAGCUGCAGACAUUGCUGCUGCGGUACAGCAUGCAACAGCGUGCCACCUUGCGAAAAGAACACAUCGCGCUAUUCUGUUUUGCAAGCAGAAAAAUUUGCUCUCUCCAGCUAACGCAGUAUUAGUUGUAUCUGGAGGUGUUGCAAGUAACUUGUACAUCCGAAAAGCAUUGGAAAUUGUCGCAAAUGCAACGCAGUGCACGUUGUUGUGUCCACCUCCAAGACUGUGCACUGACAAUGGCAUCAUGAUUGCAUGGAAUGGAAUUGAAAGAUUACGUGCUGGCUUGGGCGUUUUACAUGAUGUAGAAGACAUCCGAUAUGAACCAAAAUGUCCUCUUGGAGUAGACAUAUCCAGAGAAGUUGCAGAAGCUGCCAUAAAAGUACCGCGAUUAAAAAUGGCACUUUGAUUUGUGACUUUAAAGGUCUCUACAGGCAAUAACUGACAUGCAAUUCAAUUCCAUAUGAAACUCUGGGAAGAAAAUCUAUUCAGUAUUAAUAUAAACAACUUCCAUUCGAACAACACAAAUUCCAUCCCCUGAAGAUGCUGUAUAUUUUACCACAAUAAACAAUAUGUUUUGGAAAAAAAAAAACCAGUCAAGAAUCAUUUCGUGUUUCAAGUGUUUUUUGUUUUUAAUUAUUGGCUUUCUGCAGGGUCUGGGUUGGCGUUCUGUUCAUCUUUCCCAAGUUUGUUCAAAAACGCUAUUCUUGGUCUUGAUACAUUUAUGAUAUCUGAUGAAACUCCAGAUGAAAAUAAAAAAAGUGUUGUGGGAAA